GAAGAGAAGUUUUGAAGUUUGUAGACAGCUCGACUUCAGCUUAUUAGCAUGUCAUGAAGUUGUUGGAGUUGACCUGUAAAGAGGCGGUGAAGAAAAGAAAAAAAUAAUCAACACACAGUUUUUAUUGUUUCUUCAUUAACGAAAGACGAUUUCAAGAUGCUCGUAAGCAUUUCAGAGUAAAUUUUGCUUUAAAUCGAUCGUGUUUGAAGAAUUGUGGAGAAUUUCAGUUGAUGCCAAGUCGAUGUAGACUUUAAGAUCAUUUUAAUCGUAAUAAAAGUGCAGUAACAGAUUUUAAGUGAAACCCAAAACGACUUUUUUUGUGCUGUUGUGUUGUUAGUGUUUUUCAAUUCACAUUCUCGAGAUCAACUUUUUAGCUCGUGCUUGAUGUAGAAAAAAAGAAGAGAGCACAAAAAAAGGAAACAAAUAUUUUUUAUCUGGAGAGAAACAAAAUAAAAGUUUUACUUAAGGAAAAAAGAAAGAGAAAGAAAGAAAAGUUUCCAAGAAGUGAAAAGUAUUUGGUGGGAUAACAAAGUUUAAUAAUGACUCAUAAACUACAAAACAUUCUCUUCUUAAAUCUCGUGAUUUUUAUGCUAAUUUAUUGCGCAUAUGCAUCAUUGAGUGGUGUUUAUGUCGACAAUGGACAUCAAACGAUCCUCCAGCAUCAACUUACAAGAGACGAGACUCAAGAAGUUGAACAUGAAAUUUUAGAUUUACUUGGAUUAGCCGAUCGACCGAGAAGAAAGCGACAUCACAUUCAUCCUUCCCUAAGAAAAUCAGCACCGCAGUUCUUAUUGGAUAUUUACAAAAAGUUGAAAACAGCUGAAGAUGGGGAAGAUGAAAGAGUGAAACGAGAAAUUAAUGGCAAUGAAAUUUAUCUCAGCCCAGCAGAUGAAUAUGCAAUUGAUCAGUCGGAUAUCAUCAUGACAUUUUUAAGCAAAAAUCAUCAUCACGUACAACAAGAAAUGCGACACGAACAUGGACGUCGUUUGUGGUUUGAUAUUUCUGAAGUUGGUCGUGAUGAAGUCACACUUAUGAUGGCCGAACUAAGGCUUUAUCAAAACUCACUGCUCAGUAAGUUUGAUGAAGAAAAGCCAUUGACAAUCAGCGUUUACAUGAUUGAGAAAAGACUCGAACAGGAUCAAGUAACUUUGAAACUUUUAUCGUCUAAGAAUGCGACGACACUAUCUGAUGGUUGGCUUGAGUUGAAUGUGACACAAGCAAUGAAGCAAUGGAUAGGCGAUAAAGACAGUAAUCUUGGACUUAUGAUUAAAGCAAAUUUAAAUGAGAGACCAGAGAAAAAUUUAAGAUUUGAUGAUUUCGGUUUGAUAAGCUCAAGAGGUGAUGAAGACACUCAACCGUUCAUACCUUUUAUGGUUGGAUUCUUCAAAGGUCAAGAGAUGAUUAAACCUAAAAAAGAUGUUCAUCAUCAUCAAAGUAAACGAUCAAAGAGGCAAACGAAUCAGAAGAAAAAGAAGAACAGACAUAAUUCAGAACAUCGAAAUCCUUUGAUUCAUGGAGAUCACAAUCCCAAAAGUUGUCAAAUCCAAACGCUUUAUGUGAGCUUUAAGGAUCUUAAGUGGCAAGAUUGGAUAAUUGCACCAGAUGGUUAUGGAGCUUUUUAUUGUGCUGGUGAAUGUAAUUUUCCUCUUAAUGCACAUAUGAAUGCGACAAAUCACGCCAUUGUUCAGACUCUCGUACAUUUAAUGCAUCCGACAAAGGUUCCUAAACCAUGUUGCGCGCCAACAAAACUCAGCGCUAUUAGUGUACUUUAUUACCUUGAUGAUUCAAAUGUGAACUUAAAAAAAUACAAGAAUAUGGUUUUUUUAAGAAAUUUAUUGUUACCCAGAAUUUUUCAAGCUGCAAACACUAAUCCUCAACGGAGCCUUACAACGAUGAGUGAUAAUAAUAAAGACUCAUGGCUGGAAAAGGCGAAGAAAAUUGUUCCGCGGCUAACAAAUGAAAUGCAUAAAGGUGAAGCGGGUCGUAUUGGAAUUAUUGGAGGUUCACUAGAAUAUACUGGAGCUCCAUUUUAUGCUGGUAUGGCUGCUUUGAAAGUUGGCUGUGAUUUAGUCCAUAUUUUUUGCCCGCAAGCUGCUGCACUGCCAAUUAAAUCAUAUUCACCAGAACUUAUCGUUCAUCCUCUGCUAGAUGCAGAAAAUGCUCUUGAUUUGAUUGAGCCUUGGCUAAGCCGCCUUCAUGUACUUGUAAUAGGAUCGGGUUUAGGUCGUGACCGAAAUAUUCUCCAUACAGUGUCAGAGCUGAUAAUUUGUUGCAAGAAAUCUCAAAAGCCGCUUGUUAUUGAUGCCGAUGGUCUUUUCUUACUUACACAGAAUGUUUCAUUACUCCACGAUUAUAAAAAUGUGAUACUUACGCCCAAUGCAAUGGAAUUAUUCAGACUCAUUGGAGAUUGUGACGACAAAUUACAAGCGUUGGCUGAAAAGGUUGGACGAAAUAUUAUUGUUUUAGAGAAAGCUAUGAAUGAUCGCAUUUACGACACGGAAAACCUUGUGAAAGUUGAAUGUCCAACUGGUGGGAGUAACAGAAGAUGCGGUGGUCAAGGAGAUUUACUUGCAGGAGCUCUUGCAACUUUCUACCAUUGGUCACUCAACUUUUCUACAAGUGAUAAUGCUGGUAAAACAAUUGCUGAUGAAGCACAUCCAGCAAUCCUUGCAUGUUAUGCUUCGAGUUUUUUGAUCAAAUACGUAAAUAAAUUAGCGUAUGAGAAGUAUGGAAGAAGUCUCACAGCUCAUGAUAUGCUUCAUUGUAUUCAUGCUGGAUUCAAUGAACAUUUCGAACACGAAGAUUUCAAACAAUCUUGUUGAACUUGAAAUGUUGACAGAAAAGAGUUCUAAAAUGUUUUUUUACGGAGCAUGAAUGCUUGCAUGGGGUGUAAUAAAUUUUGCUAUAAUCCUUUAUAAUGACAUGGAUCAAUAAAAAAAGUAUAUCUAAUAAAAUAUUAACAAAAAUGUAGGAAAAA
Clunio marinus is the source of this 2977-nucleotide messenger RNA. The record is from the annotation of a GenBank genome assembly. NCBI's taxonomy places the organism in Eukaryota, Metazoa, Arthropoda, Insecta, Diptera, Chironomidae.